Molecule: messenger RNA, 2547 nt
Organism: Diospyros lotus (date-plum)
Lineage: Eukaryota; Viridiplantae; Streptophyta; Magnoliopsida; Ericales; Ebenaceae
Exons: 2
Coding region: 1510-2094 (194 amino acids)
Source: RefSeq, a predicted model, not a curated record
GGGGAGAAAGAAAUCAGAGAAAGAGAGAGAACGAGAGAUUUGGGAGGGAAAAAUGGCUGAUUCAAUUAUCAAUUCAUUCCUUCAAAUGAACUGAGUCAGCGUAUUUAUACUGCUCAGUUGGGGAUCGGUGCCAAAACGGUUGCCAAAUCCCUUCUAGAAUCAGCAACUUGCCUAACCACUUGUAAAACAACUUCGCAUUGCUGGAACAUUCCUCCAGCAAGCUAAUUCCCUCCAAAAAUUAAAAACAUAGCUACCAAAAUAUUAAAGACAUAGCUACAAAAAUAAGGCCCAGCAGCUAGGUACGUGACAGCAGCUUAUGAAUGAAAAUUGAAUUCUGUUUCUCUCUCUUGUUUCUUCUAAAUUCUCCUUCCAUUCUUCUAAAAUCCUCCCUCCUCCUCAUGAUUUCUCCCUCCCUUUCUAUUCUCUCACGUCCAUUCCCUCCAAAUUCCAUUCUCAACCCUCAGUAAACUCCAGGAGUGUGACAUUUGGCACCAGAGCCAAUCAAUCCUCGGCUGUGAUUCCAGCAAUUCUUGCUCUAAGAAUUUGGGCAAAUUCAUUUCAGCCAAUUUCCAACACUUCUCUGUGGAUUAAUUUCCAAGAGUUUUUGACGCAAUUCCAAGCAACAGAGCAAAUUGAAAUUAUCAGCAGGCAGUAGAAGCAGUUUCAGAGGUGAUUCAGAUUUGAAGGCGAAGCAGAGUAGGCGAUGCUCAGGAACAGAACUGAUCGAGUAUCAAUCCAGGACCAAUUGAGUCAUAAGAAGCAGUCGAGCAGACCUUGGCCUUCAACUUCUCCUGCUCACUAUUAAUUUCUGUUGGUUCUCAGUGAAUUCUCAGAUUGCAACAGAACCAACGACUUCUAGCGGUGAUUCCAACGAUCCAGGCAAUCCAGGCCACUUCUAUUUGCUGCAACAGAUCCGAUCGAACUCUCAGGAAGUUGCAGUAGAGCAGAUCAAAGAGGACCUGACAAUUGCUGAUCUCAGGCGAUCCUUGGAAGUAGAUCGGCAACAAAUUUUGAGGUUAGAUCAAAGCAAUUCCUGGAAGCAAUGGCAAAAGGCAGAUUAGGCUCACUGAAAAUUAGAUCCAGGUUCGAUUAGAAUUUGGGAGCAGAUCAGAAACAAUUCUUUGAAGGAAGUGAAAUGGCGGAAGGCACAAGGAUGAAACAGCUUGAGUUGAGGAUGGAGGUGUUGGAACUGGGGAUGAUACAGACUCAAGAGGCCGUGAUCCACAGCAGGGAGGAUAUCUCGGCCAUAAGAGAGAACGUGCGAGAGGAUCUCGCUGCAUCUCAAGAGAGUAUGCAGAGGAAAUUAGAGGCACCGGGAGACGAUGGGUCAAUAUGGCCAGAGAAUAGACGGCGUGUUCAAAAUGCUGUCGACAUUACUGCCUCAAUUUUGUUUAUCAGCAGAUUUUCUGCCGAGGUCUGUUUCUGAUCCAAUCUUGCCUUGUGACGGAUUUCUUCAUUGAGUUUCCAGGUUGGAGUUCCCACCGAGAUCCACUUCUGAUCCAAUCUUGCAUGGUGAUGAGAUUCCUCCCCGAGCUUCAGUUGAGGAAUUACCAAUUGAAGAGCCAGCAGUCCAGAGGCGAGAGAUUUUUUCAGCAUUACAAUAUACCAGAAGGACAGAGGAUUAACCUUGCAGCAGCCUAUCUAAACGAUACUGCUGAUUCUUGGUAUCAAGGCUGGAAUGAGAAGAGGAGACGGGAGGCCAAUUGGACUGAGUUCGUGAAGGAUCUAUGCGACCGGUUUGGAGAGAAGACAAUGACCGACGUGGUUGAAGAAUUUAACAAACUUCAGCAAGACGGAUCUGUGACAGAGUAUCAGAUCCGGUUUGAAGAACUAAGGUCUCUAAUGUUGAAUUCCCAGCCUGCUUUAACAACAGGGCACUACUUUGUUUCCAGCUUCAUUAGCGGCCUUAAGGAUGAACCAAGGCCAAUUGUAAAAAUGAUGCAGGCUGCUGAGAAGGCAAAGCUACAGGAGCUUACAUUGGAAGCAAUUUUCAAUAAGUACACAAUCUCAAUGGAAAUUCAGCCUUUGUUCUAUCAACCAUUGGAAAGGAAUCAAGUAAAUGUGAAUUCUAAGGUUUAUCCAAAAUGCAGCUAAAUCAUCUACUAUGGAGCAAAGAAGAAGGUUAGGAUUAUGUUAUAAUUAUGGAGAUAAAUUCAGUCCCAGCCACUGAUGUCAAAGACAGUUACUGAAUAUGGAAGGAGUAGAGAACAAAAACGAAGAAAAGAACUAGCGGAAAUUGGGUGACGAAAAAGGAACAAUUGUAAUAAGUUUCUUGGGAACAAGAAACCUCUCAAGGUGGGGAGAGGGAGGGGGUGGGGAUUGUCACAACCCCAAGGGCAUAGGAGUAAUUGUUCUAUUGCAUGUAUUUUUCUUUGUUGUACCUUAUGUUGUUGUAGUAUUGUACCUACAGUUAGUUAUUAACUGAAAGGAUGUAAUAGCCUAUAAAUAUGCUAAAAAAGGAGAGAAUGGCAGCUUAUGAAUGAAAUUUGAAUUCUAUUUCUCUCUCUUGUUUCUUCUAAAUUCUCCCUCCAUUCUUCUGAAAUCCUC